GUUGCUCUUUCUUCAGUCCCUCGGAUCCGUCCCAUUCUUCAGCACUUUCUCCACUUGUGUGUGUGUUGUCUGCCGGGACAAUGCCAGGAGGAGGCAUGGAGAACGCUCAGCUGUUUGAUGCUGGGGACAAGGGUCGUGGCUUGAGGGCCACUAAAGAGCUCAAAGCUGGAGAUGUGGUGUUUUCGGAGCCUGGCUUUUCUGCUGUGGUCUAUGAGAGCAUGGCUGCUAAGGUGUGCCACAACUGCUUCCGCCGCCAGUCCAAUCUGCACCGCUGUGCCCAGUGCAGAUUUGCCCACUACUGUGAUCGCACAUGCCAGACUGCAUGCUGGGAAGAACACAAGCUGGAGUGUGCAGCCAUCAGGAAAACAGUCACAGCACCAAAUGAGCAAGUCCGUCUGGCUGCUCGUGUGAUGUGGCGCAUCCACAAAGACGCAGGGAUUGCCACUGACACCCAGCUGGUGGCUGUGGACAAACUAGAGGACCACGUGGCAGAUCUCGGAGAAGAAGUCCUAAAACAGCUCAAGAACAAUGUGGGACAAUUCUUUCAAUACUGGUCCUAUGGCAGCAAGCAGCAUUCUGCAGACUACAUCUCACACAUCUUUGGUAUUAUCAAGUGUAAUGGUUUGGCGCUCACCGACCAACGAGGUCUGCAGAAGGUUGGUGUGGGACUCUUCCCAAACCUGUGUCUUGUCAACCAUGACUGCUGGCCAAACUGCACAGUCAUUCUCAAUAAUGGCAACCAGUCAGCCCUUAACUCCGCUCUCCACUCUAAGAGGAGGAUUGAACUCCGAGCUCUGGGUAAAAUCUCUGAGGGACAAGAGUUGACAGUCAGUUAUGUGGACUUCCUGAACCUGUCCGCUGACCGCAGAAAGAAGUUGAAGGACUUGCACUUCUUUGACUGCACUUGUGAGCACUGCACACAGCACAUAAAAGAUGACCUGAUGAUGGCUGCUGCAGAGAGCAAACCCUCAGAAGAUAAGGUCAAGGAGGUGAUUGCUUUUAGUAAAGAAAGCUUAGAAAAGAUCGAAGCAGCUCGCACUCAGGGCAAUUUCCAUGAGGUGGCCCGGAUCUGCUGCGACACACUGGACAAGCAGGAAAAUGUUUUGGGCAACACUAACCUCUACAAGCUGCGUGUGCUCAGCAUGGCCAGUGAGGCCCUCUCUUACCUGCGCGCCUACUCGGAGGCUGCAGACUAUGCUCGCAAGAUGGUGGAGGGAUACACAAAGUUGUACCAUCCCAACAGUGCUCAGCUUGGCUUGGCUAUCAUGAAGGCAGGUGUGACCCACUGGCAUGCAGGCCAGAUUGAGCAGGGCCAUGGGUUCAUAUGCAAGGCCUAUUCCAUCCUUAUGAUCACUCAUGGGCCGUAUCAUGCCAUCACCAGAGACCUGGAGUCGAUGCGUGCACAGACAGAGAUCGAGCUGAAGAUGUUCAAACAAAAUGAAAACGAGUAUCACACGAUGAGGCAACAAGUGCUGAAAGACAACAGCGCAGCUGACAAAAAGAUUUAAUGACAAACUCAAAAGAAUUGCACCCAGUCUGUUAAAACCCACCACAGCCUGUACAAAUAUGUCAAUAAAUCAGCAUUUUGUGGUGAUGAAAAAAAAGUUAA
Messenger RNA from Boleophthalmus pectinirostris (great blue-spotted mudskipper), 1609 nucleotides. Its product is annotated as histone-lysine N-methyltransferase Smyd1-like. Gene Ontology annotation, molecular function: protein binding. The record is from RefSeq and is a predicted model, not a curated record. The transcript has 10 exons. NCBI's taxonomy places the organism in Eukaryota, Metazoa, Chordata, Actinopteri, Gobiiformes, Gobiidae. Bases 81 to 1508 code for a protein of 475 amino acids. Gene Ontology annotation, cellular component: nucleus.